CGAUGGAUAGAGGGAGGAGCAGGAAGUGUCACAGGAAGUAGUUGAUCUAAAAUGGGAGACGAUCGACCUUUCGUCUGCACCGCUCCAGGCUGUGGACAGAGGUUCACCAAUGAGGACCAUUUGGCAGUGCAUAAACAUAAACAUGAGAUGACACUGAAGUUCGGACAAGUCAGAACAGACACCGUUAUCAUAGCAGAUCAGACACCCACUCCCACCCGUUUUCUUAAGAAUUGUGAGGAGGUGGGUUUGUUUAGUGAGCUGGCUGGCUCCUUUGAACAAGAUCUUCGCAGAACACAAGAGGUAGAGGAGAGGAGAAUUAAGGGCAAGCUUCCAGCGCUGCAGACGCCUACUGAGGUCAAAGAGAGGGAAGGGCCUAUUGAGAUAGACAGCAUGACAAACAGCAAAGAUACAGUUGCUAUGGCAAAGGACCCUGUUGCCAUGAGGAAGAUGAAGGAUUUUCCACCAAGGACUGCAGCAAGUUCCACCCCAACACCGACCAUAGUGCGACCAGGCUCACUACCACUUCACCAAGGAUUCGACUCUAUGAACCCGACUCAGCCCUCACCCACCUCUGUUAUCACAAGGACCCCUCCCUCAAACAGACUAAGCUCACCGUCUGGUUCUUUUCCUAUGCUGAUGCAGCUACCAAAUGGUCAGGCUGUUUCACUACUGCCCAGUCCAGGGCAGACUUCGGUCAUAUCACUUGCCAGAUCGUCAAACACAGUGCCCAAUAUCCCAGGGAUUCCAGGCCCUCCUAUUUGUGGAAGCAGCAGUGGCUCCUCCUCUCCGUCUGGAUACAGUACACACUCUGAGGCCAAGACGGUAUCCCCUGCUCCAUCAAAAGGUGGACGCAGACGUCGGGGAGCAGAUAUAGAGCCAGAUGAGCGCAGGCGCCGCUUUCUUGAAAGAAACAGAGCAGCUGCCUCACGUUGUCGACAGAAACGGAAAGUGUGGGUCAGUGCCCUAGAGAAACGCGCUGAAGAGUUAUCCACUUCUAACGUCAACCUCACUGGUGAAGUGUCCCUAUUGAGGACUGAGGUGACAAGACUGAAAGAGCUGCUUUUGGCCCAUAAGGACUGCCCUGUAACUACAAUGCAGAAAAAAGCAUACCUUGCUGCAGGGGUGGAUGAGAAUUCCGUGUCGGCGUUGGUUAUGCCUGUUUCUGUACCGGCGCCAGUGUCUGUUAAUGGUCUGAGUGUACGUGCCGCAGAGGCUGUUGCCGUUUUAGCAGGAAUGGGCACAGGUCAAUGGAGUAACACAGCAAGAGAUGCUUCUUCCCAAUCACAGCCCACAUCCAGAUGAUGAGCAUGUCCUUCAGCUAAUUGGAACAAGACAUACUGUUAGGGCUGGGGCUGAGUAGCAAAACAGCAUUUGCCUGUCAUAGGAUGCCACUCUCAGACUCAGCUGAGGCUGAGUAGCAAAACAGCGUUUGCCUGUCAUAGGAUGCCACUCUCAGACUGCACAGACUUGGAAGCACUGAAGUGAAAGUCUGUUCUUCUGUCUUCUCUAUAAGAUAUACACUUGGAUAUACACUCUCACUAAUGCAUUUAGUUGAUAUUUUGUCUUGUUUGCAGAUCUUUUUUCAUUUGGCAUCUUAUUCAAUUGUUUUUCUAAUAUAAUGAUUAAUUGCACGAUUCUGGCCACAUUAAAAAAAAAACUAUUACUUCACUAUGCUGAAAAGUUUUAACACCUCACUCUUGUUCUUGCUAUCUCACAUACUUGCUCACUGUUUCUUAAAUUUUUUGCAAUGUCAAUGGUGUAGAUUUUGCUUGAAGAUAGAUAUUUGGGGGGGGAUGGAUGAUGCAGCAUGAAGAAUAUCUACAUGGUAUUGUUCAUGGCAUUAAUAUUGGGGGGGUUGCGCUUGCUUGUUUUGAUUUUUGGGGGGUUAAAUCCCCUCUUCUGUGGCUGUUAAUUUGAAGAUCCUGUCUCACUUUUGCGUAACCUGGCACCACAGAAUGGACUCGAGAAAGCUUAAGACUGGAGAUAAAAAUAUAUUUUUAUAUUCAAUAUCGUUCUCAGUUUAUCUGCAUUUUGCAAUCUAUAUAUGGAUGUAACGGGUUGCGUAACCACGUGGAUGUGUUUUAGAUCAGUAUGAUUAUGAUAUGCUCUGCUGAAGUAUAGUUAUGUUUAACCAAAAUACAUAAAUCCUUUUAUGUUAGAGGUUAGACCCCAAAGUUUAAGUGUUUCUGGUCUGAUAGGAGGGAACGCACACAAACACUCUCGUGCGUAAUGACUGUUGUGCUUGCAUUUUGUGAAUGUUUAGUAGUUAACUAAUGAAUGUGGCAUCCCAUUUCAAAGUGUUUGAAAAUGCUUUUAAGCAACAUUGGGUAAGGCAUUAUACAAAUGAAAAAUUAUUAUUAUUACUUUUUUGGGUCUGAAAGACUCUUGGCACACCUGAGUGAAUUUAAUCUCUUGCACAUAACUAAACCAUAACUUAAGUUGUAGCCAUUAAACGGUUUACAGAUAGUCUUGUGUAUUAGCGGAGUAAACCUGACUGCAGAAUAAACCCUACCCAUCAAAUGCUUGUAAAUCAUAUAAUCUGUAUUAGUUUAAGCCUGCCUUUUAACCUUACCUCUUUAAACUCGUUCUUUUUUUUUUUUUUUUUAAUCCAACUUUCAAUAUUUGAUUUUGGUCUAAACAUCUUUAUUCCUCUCAUGAUGUGUUUUGUUUGAAUGGUGUGUCGACUAUCUAGGUUUUAUUAUCCAGCCUGUCAAAUCAGUUUCUGUCAUUGCCUCUGGAUUUAUCAUGUUUGGAUGUUGAACGUUCUGCCUUUCACAAUGUGUAUACUGUAACUCCCUUAUCCCAGAUUGUGUAAUGUGACAGUAAAGCCCUUAAACUAGAGCUGUAAAUAUGAAAUGAGUGUCAGCAUACAAACAUUGCUUACCUGUAUGAUGAUAUUGACUAAUUGAAAUGUUAUAAUUAAACGUUAAUGGAUCUCUAGACUUUUGUACAUGUAAUGAUAUGGAUUGUGCUGUUUUUGUGCAAGUUUUAAAAGAAAUUAUUUGAUUUUGAAAGUGUUUUAUCCUUUGUGUAUAGAGAAGUGGUACAAUUGUACUCAUUCUUGUGUAAACAACUGGGCUGUGCUUAUGGAAAAGCUUGGAUGAAGCACAUAAGCAUUGUGUUUUGUGUCAGUGUGGGCAAUAUAUUAUAAACAUGCUA
Xyrauchen texanus (razorback sucker) is the source of this 3159-nucleotide messenger RNA. Its product is annotated as cyclic AMP-dependent transcription factor ATF-7-like. Lineage: Eukaryota; Metazoa; Chordata; Actinopteri; Cypriniformes; Catostomidae. The transcript has 11 exons. The record is from RefSeq and is a predicted model, not a curated record. The coding region runs from base 52 to 1302 and encodes 416 amino acids. Gene Ontology annotation, biological process: regulation of transcription by RNA polymerase II. Gene Ontology annotation, molecular function: cAMP response element binding; DNA-binding transcription factor activity, RNA polymerase II-specific.